Hemicordylus capensis (graceful crag lizard) is the source of this 4798-nucleotide messenger RNA. It is a transcript of the gene NOA1, whose product is annotated as nitric oxide associated 1. Bases 39 to 2264 code for a protein of 741 amino acids. Gene Ontology annotation, molecular function: GTP binding. The record is from RefSeq and is a predicted model, not a curated record. The transcript is spliced from 7 exons. Lineage: Eukaryota; Metazoa; Chordata; Lepidosauria; Squamata; Cordylidae.
UCCUUUCUCUUUCCCGCUUGCCACUUGCCGAGCGGAGCAUGAUGAACGGCUUGCGGCGAGCCUUGCUGCUGGGUCUGCCUCGAGCAAGAUGGCAUCGCCCUUUCGGGGCGCCCGUCCGCAGGAGCAGCGGUGAGGCACUCCUGCGGCAUGUGGCAGCCGGCGGGCCCACCCCGAGCCGGCAGAAGCCCCCGAGGCCGCGCUGGGAAGCCGCGGAGAUAGCGGCGCAGGAGGAGACACCGGAGGAGGAGUUCUUCUUCCCCGAGUACCUGCCGGAGGAGCCGAGCGCCGAGGGGAAAUCGCUGGCGCUCCAGGAGAAGCAGCAGCAGCAAGAGGCGGAGACGGGGCCCGAGCCGCAGCCGCGGACUCAGGCUAGCGACUCCCGGCGGCAGCAUCCGCAGCCAGGGCGGCGUGAGAGGAAGCCCCCAAGGGAAGGCCCCCCCGAGGUGUUUGGGCGGCCGGACCCUUCGGUGCCGUCCAGCGGGGUGAGUUGCUCGGGCUGCGGCGCGGAGCUGCAUUGCCGGGACCCUGCGGUGCCCGGCUACCUGCCCAGCGAGAAGUACUUGAGCCUCGUGGGGCAGCAGGAGGAGGAGGAGGAGGAGGGAGAGCUGGGCGGCGGCGAGGGGGAGCAGCGCAGGCGGCAGGCGCUGGAGGGGGCCGUGUGCCAGCGCUGCUGGUUCCUGGUGCAUCGCCAGCGGGCCUUGCAGGUGCAAGUGUCUCGGGAGGAGUACCGGAGGGUGGUGAGCGCUGCCUUGCGCAGCCCUCCUCGCCACGGCCGCCCCCCUCUCGUCCUCUGCAUGGUGGACGUGCUGGAUCUGCCCGACGCGCUGCUGCCCGACUUGCCCGAACUGGUGGGGAGUGAGGCCCACGUCUUCGUGCUGGGCAACAAGGUGGAUCUGCUGCCAGGAGACUCGCCCACGUACCUGAAGCGCCUCCGAGAACGCCUGCUGGGGGCUUGUGCCCAGGCGGGCCUCUUAGAUCCCAGCCAGCCCCGCGAGGCCCCGGGCCGGCGCGUGGUCGAUGUGCACCUCCUCAGCGCCAAGACGGGCUACGGGGUGGAAGAGCUGAUCUCCAAGUUGCAGCGCUCUUGGAAGUUCAACGGGGACGUGUACCUCGUGGGCACUGUCAACACUGGCAAGUCUACCCUCUUCAAUACCCUCCUGCACUCGGACUACUGCAAGUCCAGAGCCUCAGAUGUGAUCAACCGGGCAACCAUCUCACCUUGGCCAGGAACUACGUUAAAUCUCCUGAAAUUUCCAAUUAUUAAUCCUACACCUUACAGAAUAUUCCGAAGGAAAGAAAGGCUAAUGGCAGAUGCAGAGAAAGCAGAGGAAGACCUCAGUGAAGAAGAACAAAAGCAAAUCAGAAUCCUCAAAAAGCAAGGCUACUUGAUAGGAAGAAUUGGAAGAACGUUUCAACUGCCUCAGAAGCUGGAAAAAAAUUGUGAAAUUGAUUUUGAUUUUGAAGCUUUGUCUUUAAGUAUGGAGGAAGAUCUGAAAGGAAGUAUGAAAGGAAGUUUCCUUUCACCAGAAACUACUGCCAAGAAAGAACUAACGUACAAUGAAGUGAAAGAUGCUCGCUGGUUUUUUGACACCCCAGGGAUUGUAAAAGAUGGCUGUGUUUUAAACCUCCUAAAGGAGAAAGAAGUGAAGCUUGUCUUGCCAACCUGUGCCAUUGUACCAAGGACAUUUGUGCUUAAGCCUGGGAUGACUCUGUUUCUGGGUGCUUUGGGACGCAUAGAUUACAUACAGGGGGACAGCUCAUCUUGGUUUUCUGUUGUGGCCUCUAACUUAUUGCCUGUGCACAUCACUACAGUAGAGAAAGCAGAUGAUAUCUACCAAAAGCAUGCCGGCCAAACACUACUGAAGGUCCCUAUGGGAGGUGAAGAACGAAUGAAAGGUUUCCCACCGCUUGUUCCUCAGGAUGUAAUCUUGGAAGGAAUUGGUGAUGAUGAGGCUGUGGCUGACAUAAAGCUUUCAUCUGCUGGUUGGGUUGCAGUUACGGCUCACUCAUACAACAAAAUGCAUCUAAAAUGCUAUGCUCCUGAAAGAACAACGCUGAUGGUACGAAAGCCUCCUUUGUUGCCAUACAUCGUUCAGAUUAAAGGAGAACGCAUAAAAAGAAGUUCAGCCUACAGGCCAAAAAAACCACCACCUCUUGUGGAGAACUUAAAGGGAAAUGAAAAUAAGAAAAAGAAACUUGGGAUCAUAAAGGGAAAUGAAAAUAAGAAAAAGAAACCUGACACCCAAAAUAGACAUUUUGGAUAAUGUUUAGCCAAUACAUUUCUCCAAAAACGGCAGACUGUUGUUUUGUGCAAAAUACAAGUUUAUUUUAAGACACUUUUGACGGUCCGAGGUCAAAACCAGUAGAACUAUAAUGCAAUAGCAAGGAACCAAUACUAAGGAGCCGCAGAAAUCACGAGUGAUCUCUACGGCGAUCGAACAGGAACUGAGGUGCCUGUGUUUCCUCCCGCCUUAAAUAGCCAUGUGGUCACGUGGGGCGGGGCGCAGGCGCUGAAGAGGAGCUGUAGAACUCGAUACCGAGAGGCUUCCACGCAGGCGCAGAACCCCACUCUAAUGGUUUCAACGGAUCACGAACCAGAUACUUGGGAUCAUAAAGGGAAAUGAAAAUAAGAAAAAGAAACCUGACACCCAAAAUAGACAUUUUGGAUAAUGUUUAGCCAAUACAUUUAUCCAAAAAUGGCAGACUGUUGUUUUGUGCAAAAUUCAAGUUUAUUUUAAGACACUUUUUGUAAACUACUUCUGUAAAAUAUUUGAGAAUUUAAUGUUAGGAAGCUAACGUCGCAUUGAAAUUUGCAGUAUCGCUUUGUGUUGCAAACUGCUAGGUUGCCAUUUAUAUUUUCCAGUCCCCAUGUCCUACUUUCAGCAGACCAGCUUAGUAAUUUCAUUAGUUUUGUUAGACAAAUGUCAGAAAAGGAAGGAUGCAUAGCUAUGGCAUGGGUAGAUCAUCCUAUCCAUAAGGCUUGUGUGUAAAGAAACUGGCUCUAUUGGGUUCCUGCUAUGUAAUUAUGGCAAUGGCAUCAGAACAGAAAAGUAUUAUCUGAGCAGUCUGGGAAAACAAUGUGGAAAUAUUUGAUUUGUGAGAGUUUAUAGAGAUAGCAACUUUGACCUUUUCCAUAGGAUAUUAUCUGUGGUAACUGAGAAAUCCAGCAAAACAUACAAAUGUAACUACUGUUUUGAGUUGCAAUUAAAAGCAAUGAAAGCCAGUCCCUUGCUGCCAUUUGCAGAAAUUAAGAGAAUAUCACUAUCCAAGGUAAAAUGAAUGUCCAGGAAGCUGUGGAGGAGAAUCUGAUAGAGGCAGGAAGAUUCAAGGAUAGGAGGAAUACAGGAAAAGACAAUGAGUACAGUAUAUCAGAAGGACUUCUGUUUCACACUUGAAUUAUAUUAAAACCAUUUUGCUUCUGGGAGAUUUUUUAAGUGGAGAAAGCUCAUCCAGUAGUACCAUAGUAAAUAUUGAGUGUGAAUUUGUGUGUCAGUAUUUAUCCCCCACCCUUCCAAUUUAUCCCAUAUGUGAGCUGUUCCACUCACUCCCAAGGGAAAAACUGAAGUGCUGAACUUGGAACAGUGUUGUUGACAAAGCCCGGCCCAAAGAUUUGAGGUCCUUUGCAAUAUAUAUCAUCUCUCUCAACUUGCACAUUAUCCAUCCUAACUAUAAGCACUGUACAGGUCAUAAAGCCAGUGCCCAACUUGUUCACAUGUCACUGUGACAGAGAAAUCCAGGAGAAGGCUCAGUUCUUAGUAGAUGGUAUUAAGGCUCACCAGGGAAGCACAAAGGUUUAGUUGCAUGACACAGUCCCCAAGUAUCAUGCUUUACUUUUCACCCAUGUGAGUGAGUGAUAGCCAUUUGCUGUACUUGGACACUACUGCAACUCGGGUACAUCCUAUCUUCUGUCUUGAUUCCUCAGCUAAAUGAGGUUCCAGGGCAGGAGAAUGCUCAGACAGGUACUGUGCCCUGGGUAUUGUAGCCAUGCAAUUGCUUCCACACAUGCACCCACCCAUCAUAAUCAUGGGUAUUUUGCUGCAGGUAGAGAAACAAUAUUAAUUGCUCUCAUUCAUUCAUUUGCUCCCCCCUGAGUAGAUUGCUCAUGGGAUACUUUAAAGAGGAUCUACUUGCAAAGGUUCUUAAGGAAACAGGUAAGUGUCAUUAGAGCUAAAAUAGAAUCAGAGUUAAAUACAACACAGGUUUAACGAAGAGGGGACACUGCGGUGCCUAUCCAGGCAUUUACACAGCAGUACAUGGUCCUAAAGCAGUGACAUUGAAGAAUCACAGGAACUCCACAUAUAGCAUCUCACAGUCUCUAUUAAUUUUAAAAUACGUAGCCUCAACAAAAAAUGAGAACUUGUAAUGGUACAUGAUCUAGGACUAGCUCCUUGAUAUUGAGGGUCUUUAUUUACAUUCUGAAGAAUUUGUGCAAAGUAGUCAUACUUCCUGAUGAGCUACAGAUACUAAAUUUUGCAUAUACAAUCCUGCCACUGAAAUUAGCUGAAUGUAUUACUUUUCAUACUGGAAUAUGCUCAGUGAAAAUUUAGGGUUUGGGGUGGUUUUUUAAAAGUAGUUUUGAAUCUCAUGCUUCCUGAUUACCAAUUUUUGUAUGAACAAUCCUGUCAGUUAUAUUAGUAGUUAAAUCACUACUUUUCACAUUGGAAUAUGCUUGGGGACAUGUUAAAAUACUUUUUUCUUUAUCUUUAGCAGAUAUUCUGAAUUAGUAAUAUUACUAUGAUUCAAAUUUACCAUUUAUGGUCCUUAUACAAUAAAGUGAAUGUUUGAAGUUGAAAUCCUA